Messenger RNA from Rhizopus microsporus ATCC 52813, 1131 nucleotides. RefSeq lists its product as uncharacterized. Lineage: Eukaryota; Fungi; Mucoromycota; Mucoromycetes; Mucorales; Rhizopodaceae. The transcript has 5 exons. The coding region runs from base 1 to 1131 and encodes 376 amino acids. The record is from RefSeq and is a predicted model, not a curated record. Gene Ontology annotation, molecular function: 3'-5'-RNA exonuclease activity.
AUGUCAACCAACAAUACCCAAAAGAAGCCUAUUAGCUUUAUAACACUUAAUGUCCGUCAUGACCAUCACCAAAACUCUACGUUGACUCCAUUUGCUGCUCCUCCUACCAAGGAAAACCCUUUUGACACAAAGGAAUUUUAUGGAGAGCAACCAUGGUCCAUUCGAAAAUGGAAAGUGAUGGAUACCAUUUUGCUUUAUUCUCCCGAUAUUGAAACUGUAUAUCAUCAAAUUUUGGACUUGGAAGCUCUUUUAGGUGAAGAGUACAAGUGGGUGGGCGUUGGCAGAGAGGAUGGUGAUAAGGAAGGUGAGAUUUCUGCUAUUUUUUACAAGAGUGACGUCUUGGACAUUGAAUCCUGGAAGACUGUUUGGUUAUCUGAGACUCCAGAGAAUGUUGGAAGUAUUGGUUGGGAUGCUAGACACAGUCGCACUGCAACACAGAUAUUGUUUAAACGCGAAGACGACGGAUCCAAAUUUACUGUAUUCAAUACGCAUAUGGAUCAUGUAGGAUCUAUCUCUAGAGAGGAAUCAGCCAAGUUACUGCUCAAGAGAGCAAGAGAAGCAAGCUCGGAAGGUCCUGUAUUCUUACUUGGUGAUUUGAAUGCGACUGAAAAGGAUCCUGCUUAUUUGGUGCUAACCAAUUCAAAAUAUAAAGACACUAAGGGUCAAAACGAUACCCUUGCCAACUUGGAAGAGUUGAAUAAUGUCUGUGCUUCAGCAUCUGUCAAUAAGACAGGAGUGCCAGUCAGGACGGCAGAAGGUAAUAUUACCCUUCCUACGCAUCGCGUCAUUAGACCUGGCAGAAUUCUCGAAAACUUGAAAAAAAAGGAAAACUCGGAGCAAACCGAUAUGCAUUUUGUAGACGCUCGCUAUGAAUUAGUGACUCGACUCACAUCCAAGGGCGCUCCUGGUACUUUGAGUGGGCCAUUUGGUUAUAGAGAUACUCUUACUAGUUUUGGCACAGGAGAUUCAGAAACAGAGAGAGCCCCUAUUUGCAUUGAUUACAUUUUGGUUCUGGACGUUCCCAAGUUUAACAUUCAUGUUCAACACUAUGCCGUUUUGAAUAACAAGUUUGAUGAUGGACUUUACUUCUCUGAUCAUCGCCCUGUGUUAUCUAGAAUUUCUUGGCAUUAA